This is a messenger RNA of Suncus etruscus (white-toothed pygmy shrew), 1058 nucleotides long. It is a transcript of the gene LACTB2, whose product is annotated as lactamase beta 2. Gene Ontology annotation, molecular function: single-stranded RNA binding; RNA endonuclease activity. The transcript has 7 exons. The record is from RefSeq and is a predicted model, not a curated record. Lineage: Eukaryota; Metazoa; Chordata; Mammalia; Eulipotyphla; Soricidae. Gene Ontology annotation, cellular component: mitochondrial matrix. The coding region runs from base 19 to 885 and encodes 288 amino acids.
GCUUUAGACGCCGCCGCUAUGGCUGCCACGCUGCAGCGUAUCGAGCGGCUCUCCGGGCGAGUCGUGCGCGUGCUGGGCUGUAACCCGGGUCCUAUGACUUUGCAGGGGACAAAUACCUAUCUAGUGGGGACCGGCCCCAGGAGAAUCCUUAUUGACACCGGAGAACCAGAAAUUCCUGAAUAUAUCAGCUGUUUAAAGCAGGCUCUGGCUGAAUUUAAUACAGCAAUACAAGAAAUCAUAGUCACUCACUGGCACCGUGAUCAUACCGGAGGCAUCGUAGAUAUUUGUAAAAGCAUCAAUAAUGGCACUACAUACUCUGUUAAGAAACUUCCACGGAAUCCUCAGAAAGAAGAAAUCAUUGGAGAUGGAGAGCAGCAGUAUGUUUACCUAAAAGAUGGAGAUAUCCUUAAGACUGAUGGUGCCACUUUAAGAGUUAUACACACGCCUGGCCAUACUGAUGAUCAUAUGGCUUUACUUUUAGAAGAGGAAAAUGCUCUUUUUUCUGGCGAUUGCAUUCUAGGAGAAGGAACAACAGUAUUUGAAGACCUUUAUGAUUAUAUGAACUCCCUAAAAGAGUUAUUGAAACUCAAAGCUAAUGUCAUAUAUCCAGGACAUGGCCCAGUAAUCCAUAACGCUGAAGAUAAAAUUCUACAGUACAUUUCUCAUAGAAAUAUCCGAGAAGAGCAAAUUCUUACAGUAUUUCGUGAGAACUUUGAAAAGUCAUUUACUGUAAUGGAGCUUGUAAAGAUUAUUUACAAGAACACUCCUGAGAAUUUGCAUAAAGUGGCUGAACUUAAUGUCUUACAUCAUUUGAAAAAAUUAGAAAAAGAAGGAAAAAUAUUUAGCAACAUGGAGCCUGACAAGAAGUGGAAAGCUCAUCUUUAGAUUAACAAGAUUAAUGAGAACUUAACUAUGAUUUACAACAAAAGAUAGAGUAUAAAAACAUUGAAGAUAAUCCUAGAUAUUCCAAUAUGUAAUUUAUCAUAAAAUAUACUAUAUCAUACUUGUAUAAUAUUGAUAUUUAUCUAAUGUAGUCUUAUAAAAAUUUACCAAAAAUU